GUUGCUGGUAGAUGUUGGGGACCAUAGAGUGAAUCUCAUAACAGGAAGCUAGGGCAGAGGAGACAGAAUACUGCAGAGGUUUCUUUGUUAUUUUUCCCCCUUUUCUUUCAAUGAGGCUAGUAUAAAUGUAAGAGUUACAAGCUUCUUUGCUGAAGAACCUGAACAACUGCAGCAGAAGGAGCUUGAUUACCUACAAGUGUAUGGAUAUAUCUCAUGCUAUGUUUUGCAAUUCUCUUUUAUCAGCACUUUUUUAUGUGAGAGGCUAAACGGUAAUUAAGAGGUGCAGGAUGAAAAGAUGGCACAAUCAGUGCUGGUACCACCAGGACCUGACAGCUUCCACUAUUUCACGAGAGAGUCACUUGCAGCUAUUGAACAACGUAUUGCUGAAGAAAAAGCUAAGAAGUCUAAACAAGAACGUAAAGAUGAUGAUGAUGAAAAUGGACCAAAACCAAACAGUGACCUGGAGGCGGGAAAGUCACUGCCAUUUAUUUACGGUGACAUACCUCCAGGAAUGGUGUCCGAGCCCUUGGAGGAUCUGGACCCAUAUUAUAUCAAUAAAAAAACUUUUAUAGUAUUGAAUAGAGGGAAGGCAAUCUUCCGAUUCAGUGCCACCUCUGCCGUGUACAUGUUAACUCCCUUCAAUCCUCUUAGAAAAAUAGCUAUUAAAAUUUUGGUACAUUCAUUGUUCAGCAUGCUUAUUAUGUGCACUAUAUUGACCAACUGUGUAUUUAUGACUAUGAGUAACCCUCCGGAUUGGACAAAGAAUGUAGAAUACACAUUCACUGGAAUUUAUACCUUUGAAUCACUUAUAAAAAUUCUUGCAAGGGGCUUCUGUUUAGAAGAUUUUACUUUUCUUCGAGACCCAUGGAAUUGGCUAGAUUUCACUGUCAUUACAUUUGCAUAUGUGACAGAGUUUGUGGACCUGGGCAAUGUCUCAGCGUUGAGAACGUUCAGAGUUCUCCGAGCAUUGAAAACAAUAUCAGUCAUUCCAGGCUUAAAGACUAUUGUGGGAGCCCUAAUUCAGUCUGUGAAGAAGCUCUCGGAUGUCAUGAUCCUGACUGUGUUUUGUCUCAGUGUAUUUGCACUAAUAGGGCUGCAGCUGUUCAUGGGUAACUUGAGGCACAAAUGCUUGCAGUGGCCUCCAGACAACUCAACUUUGGAAAUAAAUGUUAUUUCCUACUUUAAUAGCACAAUAGGAGAAAAUGGAACAUUUGUUAAUACAACAGUGAGCACAUUUAAUUGGGAGGAGUACAUCGAGGACAGAAGUCAUUUUUACUUUUUGGAAGGACAAAAUGAUGCUCUGCUAUGUGGCAAUAGCUCAGAUGCAGGUCAAUGUCCGGAAGGAUAUAUAUGUGUGAAAGCUGGUAGAAACCCCAACUAUGGCUACACAAGCUUUGACACAUUCAGCUGGGCAUUCUUGUCACUGUUUCGACUGAUGACUCAGGACUUUUGGGAGAAUCUUUAUCAGCUGACACUACGUGCUGCUGGCAAAACGUACAUGAUAUUUUUUGUCCUGGUGAUUUUUCUGGGCUCUUUCUAUCUGAUUAAUUUGAUCCUGGCUGUGGUUGCCAUGGCCUAUGAAGAACAAAAUCAAGCAACCAUGGAAGAAGCAGAGCAGAAGGAGGCAGAAUUUCAGCAGAUGCUUGAACAGCUGAAAAAACAACAAGAAGAAGCUCAGGCAGCAGCAGCUGCUGCACUAGCAGCUGAAACAAGAGAGUUCAGUGGAGUAGGUGGAGUAGGAGGAUUCUCUGAAAGUUCUUCUGAAGCAUCAAAAUUAAGUUCAAAGAGUGCUAAAGAGAGAAGGAACAGAAGGAAGAAGAGAAAACAGAAAGAGCAGUCUGAAGGAGAGGAGAAAGAUGAGGAAGAAUUUCACAAAUCUGAAUCAGAAGAUAGCAUCAGAAGGAAAGGUUUCCGAUUCUCUAUUGAAGGGAACAGGCUGACAUAUGAAAAGAGGUUCUCUUCUCCACACCAGUCUUUGCUGAGCAUUCGUGGCUCCCUGUUCUCCCCAAGACGUAGUAGCAGAACAAGUCUUUUCAGCUUCAGAGGUCGAGCAAAGGAUGUAGGAUCAGAAAAUGACUUUGCCGAUGAUGAACACAGCACUUUUGAAGACAAUGAGAGUAGAAGAGGUUCUCUCUUUGUUCCUCACAGACAUGGUGAACGGCGCAACAGUAACAUUAGUCAGGCUAGUAGGUCAUCCAGGAUGGUACCAGUUCUUCCAGCAAAUGGGAAGAUGCACAGCACUGUAGAUUGCAAUGGAGUUGUUUCUUUGGUUGGAGGACCUCCAGCUCUCACGUCACCUACUGGACAGCUUCUCCCAGAGGGCACCACAACAGAAACGGAAUUAAGAAAGAGACGGACAAGUUCUUACCAUGUUUCUAUGGAUUUCCUGACAGAGCCCAGUGCAAGGCAAAGAGCAAUGAGUAUAGCCAGCAUACUCACAAACACAAUGGAAGAACUUGAAGAAUCCAGGCAGAAGUGCCCACCAUGCUGGUAUAAAUUUGCGAACACAUGCUUGAUCUGGGAUUGCUGUGCUCCAUGGUUAAAAGUAAAACAUAUUGUAAAUUUAAUUGUGAUGGAUCCAUUUGUCGAUCUUGCUAUUACUAUCUGCAUUGUUUUAAAUACAUUAUUUAUGGCCAUGGAGCAUUAUCCAAUGACGGAACAGUUUAGUCACGUGCUUUCAGUAGGAAAUCUGGUCUUUACUGGGAUCUUCACAGCGGAAAUGUUUCUCAAGAUAAUUGCCAAGGAUCCUUAUUAUUAUUUUCAAGAAGGCUGGAAUAUUUUUGAUGGUUUCAUUGUGAGCCUUAGUUUAAUGGAGCUUGGUCUUGCAAAUGUAGAAGGAUUAUCUGUUCUUAGAUCAUUCAGAUUGCUUCGAGUUUUCAAAUUGGCAAAGUCUUGGCCCACACUAAAUAUGCUGAUAAAGAUUAUUGGUAACUCAGUGGGGGCUUUAGGAAAUUUGACCUUGGUGCUGGCCAUCAUUGUCUUCAUUUUUGCUGUGGUUGGUAUGCAACUGUUUGGCAAAAGCUACAAGGAAUGUGUUUGCAAGAUCUCCAAUGACUGUGAACUUCCACGCUGGCACAUGCAUGACUUCUUCCACUCUUUCUUGAUUGUAUUCCGAGUGUUGUGUGGAGAAUGGAUAGAGACUAUGUGGGACUGUAUGGAGGUUGCAGGGCAAGCCAUGUGCCUUAUUGUUUUCAUGAUGGUCAUGGUGAUUGGAAACCUAGUGGUACUCAACCUCUUUCUGGCCUUGCUGCUGAGCUCAUUUAGUUCGGACAACCUUGCGGCUACAGAUGAUGAUAAUGAAAUGAACAAUCUCCAAAUUGCAGUGGCAAGGAUUCAGAAGGGAAUAGAUUAUGUAAAAAGAAAAGUACAUGAAUUCGCCCAAAAAGCUUUUGUUAGAAAGCAAAAAGUUUUAGAUGAAAUCAAGCCUCUUGAAGAUCUAAACAACAAAAAAGACGGCUGCAUUUCCAAUCAUACUGUUGUAGAAAUAGGUAAAGACCUUAACUAUCUUAAAGAUGGGAAUGGAACUACCAGUGGUGUAGGCAGCAGCGUGGAAAAAUAUGUCGUCGAUGAAAGUGAUUACAUGUCAUUCAUAAACAAUCCAAGUCUCACUGUGACUGUGCCGAUUGCUGUUGGGGAAUCAGAUUUUGAAAAUUUAAAUACAGAAGAGUUUAGCAGCGAGUCAGAUCUAGAGGAGAGCAAAGAGAAGUUAAAUGCAUCCAGCUCAUCUGAAGGCAGUACAGUUGAUAUUGGACUUCCUCAAGAAGGAGAACAACCAGAGGUAGAACCUGAAGAAGCUCUUGAACCAGAAGCCUGUUUUACAGAAGGCUGUGUACGGAAGUUCAAGUGCUGUCAAGUCAGCAUAGAAGAUGGGAAAGGAAAACUAUGGUGGAAUCUUAGGAAAACCUGCUACAAGAUAGUUGAACACAACUGGUUUGAGACCUUCAUUGUCUUCAUGAUUCUCCUCAGCAGUGGCGCUCUGGCUUUUGAAGACAUAUACAUUGAACAGCGCAAGACUAUUAAAACCAUGCUGGAAUAUGCCGAUAAAGUCUUCACUUAUAUCUUCAUUCUGGAAAUGCUUUUAAAAUGGGUGGCUUAUGGUUUUCAAAUGUAUUUCACUAAUGCCUGGUGCUGGCUGGACUUCCUGAUUGUUGAUGUCUCUUUGGUUAGCUUAACAGCUAAUGCCUUGGGCUACUCAGAACUUGGUGCGAUUAAAUCCCUUAGGACCUUAAGAGCUUUGAGACCUCUAAGAGCCUUGUCACGAUUUGAAGGGAUGAGGGUCGUUGUGAAUGCCCUCUUAGGAGCAAUUCCAUCCAUUAUGAAUGUGCUUCUUGUUUGUCUUAUAUUCUGGCUAAUCUUCAGCAUCAUGGGAGUAAAUCUGUUUGCUGGCAAAUUCUAUUACUGUAUUAAUACCACAAAUGAUGAGAGGUUUGAUAUCAGCCAAAUCAACAAUUACAGUCAAUGUGAGGACCUCAUAAAAAACAAUGAAACUGCCCGAUGGAAAAAUGUUAAAGUAAACUUUGAUAACGUAGGACUUGGCUAUCUUUCUCUGCUUCAAGUAGCCACAUUUAAAGGAUGGAUGGAUAUAAUGUAUGCAGCCGUGGAUUCUCGAAAUGUAUUGGAUCAGCCUAAGUAUGAAGACAACCUGUAUAUGUAUCUUUACUUUGUCAUCUUUAUCAUCUUUGGAUCAUUCUUCACCCUGAACCUUUUCAUUGGUGUCAUCAUAGAUAAUUUCAACCAACAAAAAAAGAAGUUUGGAGGCCAAGACAUCUUUAUGACAGAAGAACAAAAGAAAUAUUACAAUGCAAUGAAAAAGUUGGGUUCCAAGAAACCACAAAAACCUAUACCUCGGCCAGCGAACAAAUUCCAAGGCAUGGUCUUUGAUUUUGUGACAAAACAAGUAUUUGACAUCAGCAUCAUGAUUCUUAUCUGCCUUAACAUGGUCACCAUGAUGGUAGAAACAGACGACCAGAGUGAUGAGAUGCAAGAUAAUUUAUGGUGGAUUAACCUUGUGUUCAUUGUCCUUUUCACUGGAGAAUGUAUUUUGAAACUGAUUUCACUCCGUUAUUACUACUUCACCAUAGGGUGGAACAUUUUUGAUUUUGUAGUUGUCAUUCUCUCCAUAGUAGGUAUGUUUCUGGCUGACCUGAUUGAAAAAUAUUUUGUGUCCCCCACCUUGUUCAGAGUUAUCCGACUUGCCAGAAUAGGACGAAUCCUGCGUCUCAUUAAGGGUGCAAAAGGGAUCCGCACUCUGCUUUUUGCUUUGAUGAUGUCUCUUCCUGCUUUGUUUAACAUUGGUCUCCUGCUUUUUCUGGUCAUGUUUAUCUAUGCUAUAUUUGGAAUGUCCAACUUUGCCUAUGUUAAGAGGGAAGUUGGGAUUGAUGACAUGUUCAACUUUGAAACUUUUGGAAAUAGCAUGAUCUGCUUAUUUCAAAUUACCACGUCAGCUGGUUGGGAUGGCUUGUUAGCACCAAUUCUUAACAGUGGAGAACCAGACUGUGACCCUAAUAAAGAUCACCCAGGAAGCUCUGUUAAAGGAGACUGUGGUAACCCUUCAGUUGGGAUUUUCUUUUUUGUCAGUUAUAUUAUCAUAUCAUUUUUAGUUGUAGUAAACAUGUAUAUUGCUGUUAUUUUGGAGAACUUCAGUGUCGCCACAGAAGAAAGUGCUGAGCCCUUGAGCGAGGACGACUUUGAGAUGUUCUAUGAGGUUUGGGAAAAGUUUGAUCCAGAUGCAACUCAGUUCAUAGAAUUCAGUAAACUCUCUGAUUUUGCAGCUUCAUUGGAUCCUCCUCUUCUUAUAGCAAAACCAAAUAAAGUUCAGCUUAUUGCAAUGGAUCUGCCCAUGGUGAGUGGGGACAGAAUUCACUGCCUUGACAUCUUGUUUGCUUUUACAAAGCGUGUUUUGGGGGAAAGUGGAGAAAUGGAUACACUUCGAAUACAAAUGGAAGAUCGGUUUAUGGCAGCCAACCCUUCUAAAGUCUCCUAUGAACCGAUCACAACAACAUUAAAACGAAAACAAGAGGAAGUAUCUGCUGUCAUUAUUCAGCGUGCUUUCAGACGUUACCUUUUAAAGCAAAAAAUUAAAAAAGUUUCAUGUAUGUUUAAACAAGAUAAAGACAAAGAUGAGGAUGACCUGCCUAUGAAAGAAGAGAUGAUUAUUGAUAAACUGAAUGAGAACUCCACUCCAGAAAAAACAGAUAUGACCCCUUCCACAACUUCUCCACCUUCCUAUGAUAGUGUAACAAAGCCAGACAAAGAGAAAUAUGAAAAAGACAAAUCAGAAAAAGAAGAUAAAGGUAAAGACAUCAGGGAAAGUAAAAAGUAACAAAGAAUUACAUUGGUGAUAUGUGGUUUAAAGCCUGAGAAAGUGACAUAUUUGUGUCAACAAGACUCCUGUAAUGAGGUCUAUGCCAAACUGACAGUUUUUACUUAUAUAAAUAUAUAUAUAUAAAAUGAUUUUAUAUAUAUAUAUAUACUUAAGGUCAGUGCCUAUAACAAGACAGUGACCCCUCGUCAUCAAACUGUGACUCUGUAAAACAGGGUAACAACCUUGACAGGAGGUUAUUGUUUUCAUUACCAGCUGAUGCUGCUGAAGAGGAGACAAAAUGGCUACUCAGACUGUAGGGACCAGUUUAAAAAAAAAGGUGCAAACCUCCAAUUUCUGUUUAACAAAAACACUUGAGUACAAUAAUUGUAUCCACUGUCUGCAUUUCAACUGCUAUAUUUGCCAUAUUUUUACAAAAAUUGGUGUUGGUGAAUUUAUCAUUUUUUUUAAUUCACAGGUUGUUUACUAUUAUAUGUGACUAUUUUUGUAAAUGGGUUUUGUGUUGGGGAAGAGGAUUUGAGGACCAGGUGUUCUAUCCUCUGAUUCUCUAUAAUGUACAGACAGAAGUGAUUUGCAUGAAGGCAUGCUGCACUCAUUGUACAUGCAUGGAAAACACAUGACAUCAGUCGCACAAAGCAAGAGUUUUAACUACUUCCAUGUUUCAGGGUGGCUCGAUAUUUUGAGGUGCUUAAUGAAAGUAUUCAUCUUGUGUCUCAUCCAGACAAAUUUUAAUGUGCCUGUAAAGUCCCAUAGAAUCUACAAUAAUAAAACAGAUAUUUUAUUUUUUCACAAGUCAUUAAAUUAUAGUUGAUACAAACUUCUCUGAGAAAAAACUGUUGACGAUAUAAACUUGAUUUUUUUUUUUGUUAAGUGUUCUUCUGUGGAGAACAAAAUACUCAUUUAAUCUAAUCUAGAAAAUUGAACUGACCAAAAAACGUCAACCUUUAUAAAGCUGUUCUGCUUCACCCUGCAGUAUCAUUUAGCCAUCUUCUACUCUCAGCAAGGUUGACAUUGUAUGUGUCAAUGAAAUAAUAUUGUCUAUGUAAAUAGUUACUUUACCACGUGGUGCAUGUUUGAGCAAACAAAUAAUGACCUGAGCACAAUAUUUAUUGCAUCAAAUAUGUACCAUGAUAAGUGUAGUUUGCAAGCUUUCAACAGAUAAUAUUAUGUAUUCUGUACCAUUAUAGAUAUUUUGCAGGCUAUCACUGAUGCAUGUUUAUCUUGCCUUUGCUGCUGUAUUUUACUCCUUCCACUGUUCAAAAGUCUAAUAUGGGAAGCCAUAUGUCAGUGGUAAAGUGAAACAAAUUGUUCAACCAGAAAUCAUUCCUUCAUAUCAUCAAGCAAUAGUUUGCAGCUAUUAAAGAGCUUCUUGCUUUGCAUUCUUAAAUUUUACGUGACUACUGUACGGUGUAUAGCCAGACUGUACAGGACAUGUUGCAAACUGCUUAAUCUGUUGAAAAUACAUGGAUAGAAUUUUCUAAGAAAAUAUAAAUACUGUAAAAAUAUCAUUUUAUUUUAUUUUUCAGCAUUUUGUACAUAGAAUCAGAAAUUAAAAUUAUCUUCAGGUUGAUGUCACAGUCACUUUUGUUACUUUCUGUCCAUAGCACUUUUUAAUCAAAGAACUUCACAAAAUAAGAGUAAAGGAGAGAAUGAGGUAGUUUUAGGUUUCUGCUUCUUUUUAUUAGUACUGUAUUUUUGCACACAUUUUAAUGUGAAAUAAAUUUAAAAAUGAGUCUGAAAUGCACUUGCUUCCAAAUAGAUAUAACAUGUAAUUGAAAUGUGGUGGGAAAGAUUUGUUUGAAAUCCUAGCACUGCCUGCGUCAGAAAUUUCAAGGUAAUCCGUUUAUUCAUGGAAUCAUUGAUCUCUACCAGUGUUUGUUUACAUAGACUAUUCUUAUUCUUGUUGAUUCAUGCUGCACUAGAACUGUUCUAAAUAUACUAAGGGAUAGACAGUGUCUUUUUCACAAGAAAUAAGUAGCAGACUUGUAUAAAUGAUCACAUCAGGACAUUUGUGUUUCUUACACAAGCAAAAAUUAAAUGUUGAUUCCUCCUUUAACUAAAACUAUUGACUUGUGUGUUGGUGAACUGCAUGCAGGAAAAUGCUAUUACCAUAAAGAACGGUAAACCACAUUACAGUUGAGCCAAAAGAAUAAAGAUUUCUUUUUUAUUGUA
Molecule: messenger RNA, 8494 nt
Organism: Pelodiscus sinensis (Chinese soft-shelled turtle)
Lineage: Eukaryota; Metazoa; Chordata; Testudines; Trionychidae
Product: sodium channel protein type 2 subunit alpha
Biological process (GO): sodium ion transmembrane transport; membrane depolarization during action potential; neuronal action potential
Cellular component (GO): voltage-gated sodium channel complex; plasma membrane
Molecular function (GO): voltage-gated sodium channel activity
Source: RefSeq, a predicted model, not a curated record